AUGGCUUCUCUCAAAGUUCCCGCCACUGUCCCUAGUCCCGAAGAAGAUGCUAAGCAGCUCAACGAAGCCUUUAAAGGGUGGGGAACCAACGAGGGGGUGAUCAUAUCAAUCUUGGCUCACAGAAAUGCAACGCAACGUAACUUCCUCCGCACCGUUUAUGCGGCUAACUACAAGAAGGAUCUUCUCAAGGAAUUAGACAAAGAGCUAAGCGGUGACUUCGAGCGAGCUGUGAUGUUAUGGACUUUUGAUCCAGCGGAGAGAGAUGCUUAUUUGGCUAAGGAAUCUACCAAAAUGUUCACCAAAAACAAUUGGAUUCUAGUUGAAAUCGCUUGUGCUAGAUCUGCCCUUGACUUUUUAAAGGCUAAGCAAGCAUACCAAGCUCGCUACAAGACCUCUCUUGAGGAAGAUGUCGCAUACCACACAUCUGGAGACCUCCGAAAGCUUUUGGUUCCACUUGUGAGCACCUUUAGGUACGAUGGAGCUGAAGUGAACAUGAUGCUAGCUAUGUUGGAAGCUAAAAUGCUUCAUGAUCAGGUCGAGGACAAGGAGUACAAUGAUGGAAAUCUCAUCAGAAUCUUGACAACAAGGAGCAAAGCUCAAAUCAGCGCAACACUCAAUCACUUCAAAAACACGUAUGGAACUUCCAUUACCAAAUACCUGAAGAAGGAUUCAGACAACGAAUAUGUUCAACUUCUUAAAGCCAUAAUCAAAUGCUUGACCUAUCCAGAGAAAUACUUUGAAAAAGUUCUACGUCAAGCCAUUAACAAGGUUGGAACAGACGAGUGGGGACUUACGAGAGUGGUCACUACACGAGCAGAGUUGGACAUGGAACGGAUCAAAGAGGAAUAUUUACGUAGAAACAGUGUUCCUCUUGAUCGAGCCAUUGCUAAAGACACUCAUGGUGACUAUGAGGAAAUUCUUCUCGCUCUUAUCGGACAUGGCCAUGCUUGA
Molecule: messenger RNA, 951 nt
Organism: Arabis nemorensis
Lineage: Eukaryota; Viridiplantae; Streptophyta; Magnoliopsida; Brassicales; Brassicaceae
Source: the annotation of a GenBank genome assembly